AUGGCGUCGAUUGUGGCCUCCCUAGUGUUCCUCGAGUUAGCCAAGCACUUCUCCGAGUUGGUGAUCUGGUGCGCACUGCUCUUGGGACCUAGCGUCAUGAUCGUCCUUGGAGCACUGAUGAUGGUCCCAGUGGAAGGCAAAUGGCCGAUGCCAGGCAUCAUCGGCGCAAUUAAGUUCUCACUGGGCUGCUGCUUCUUCGUCUGUGUCCUCUGUUGCUGGAGAGACUUGGUGCCAUUCUCCGCAGCACUCAUGAGGACGAUCAUUAAAGUCAUGGAGAUACAUACGUCGAUGAUGUUUGUCUCCAUCUGGGGAGCCUUGAUGUCCUGUGCUUGGAGCCUGCUCUGCUGCAUGAGCCUUCUCGCCUUCUUCAUCCACGACGAAGAAGCCAUGGCGAAGCUGACAAAGGGAAAGGCCUCGAGCUCGCCCGCCAAAGCUGGUUUCGUCUUCGUUUUCGGCUUCGUCCAGUACUGGGGCUUAAUGGUUGCUAUGGAUGCAGCCUACACUGCCUGCUGCGGUGUCUUCGGGCGCUGGUACUUUGCCAAGGAUAGGCGACCUGGCGACACUCCCGUCAUGAGCGCCAUCAAGGAUGCCUACACGACAUCCUUCGGAUCUAUCUGUCUCGGCGCCUUCAUCGUGGCCCUCAUCCGGGCCCUUGAGCUUCUGGUCAGAACGCUUCGAAGGGAAGCUCAGGAGGACGGAAACAUCGUUCUCUGUUUGAUCCUCUUGAUGGUGGAGUGCGUUAUCGAUUGCAUCGGCGACAUCAUGGAGUGGGUCUGCAGCUGGGCUUACGUGCAGUGCGCCCUCCGCGGCUUGUCCUUCUUCCAGGCAUGCAGUGCUACUUUUGCGCUGGCUGUGCAUGCGGGAGUUGACAGCAUCGUCUCGCGUAGCGUUGUCGGGAUGGUCCCACUGCUGGGCGCGUUGCCAGCCGGCUUGUGUGCAGGUGGCGGUGCUGGCUACCUCGUCUUCAGCAUGACUGCGCAAGAUUGUACUCAAGGUGAACGUUGGACAGUGGUGGUGAUCUGCAUGUGGUUGGGGCUCUGCACUUCCUGGGCCGCAUUGAUGCCCCUCAAGAGCGGCGCAUCCACGAUCAUCAUGUGCUUCGCAGAGGAGCCUGACUACCUCAGGAAUUUGGACCCAUCGCUCCACCACAAGUUCUGUGACCUUGAUGAUGCGCGGUCCAGCAUUGCUUCCUCCCGCUCCUCACGGCCUUCCAUCGAUCCGCGAGAGCUGCGGGCGACACCGAUGCUCGAGAUGCAAGGCAGCCGACAGUUGCAAGUGACGGUGCCGCAAGGUGUCAGUGCCGGCCAGAUGGUUCAGGUGCAGACUCCCGAAGGCCAGAUGCUGCAGGUCCAGGUCCCUGCAGGCUAUGGACCAGGCAAGCGGUAG
Molecule: messenger RNA, 1386 nt
Organism: Symbiodinium natans
Lineage: Eukaryota; Dinophyceae; Suessiales; Symbiodiniaceae
Source: the annotation of a GenBank genome assembly